CUGAACAGCGCCCUCAAUCCUGAAACGUUUCCAGAAAGACUGUGGCAUCAACAAAGAGUUCCGUAUGUUCUGGGACCAGGAUUAACGACAGAAGAGCGCUCAGCCAUAGCUCAAGCUUUCAUUGAAUUUUCUGAGAAGACCUGCGUUCGUUUCGUUCCUAAAACCAAGACAGACCAGAAUUACAUAGUCACUGAGAAGAACUACGGACGUGGUUGUUCGUCGUACGUGGGCAGAAACGGAGGAAAUCAGUCAGUCUCAUUGGAAGUGAAUAAAUGUUUCAGAAAGGGGACCAUUCAACACGAAUUGAUGCACGUCCUCGGAUUCUUUCAUGAACACAGUAGAAUGGACAGAGACGACUACGUAAAAAUCGAAGAGCGGAACAUUGCUAUGGGAAUGCGUAAAAAUUUCGAGAAAUAUUCCAAAAAUAUCCUUCAUACUCUUGGUAUGCCGUACGAUUACCAGUCAAUAAUGCACUACCACGCUCUGGCGUUUUCCAAAAAUGGCAAGCCGACGGUUAUUGCGUUGCAAGGUUCAACGAAAAUAGGCCAGCGUUAUAACCUUAGCGAAAUAGACGUUGCAAAGGUGAAUAAACUGUACAAUUGCAGCAAAUUACCUUUAUCAUCAGGUUCGGCUAACUGCACGGAUCUGGUGGACCACUGCAGACUUUGGGCUGAACUGGGACACUGUAAAUUUACUGUGAAAUACAUGCGUCAGAAUUGCAAAAUCACAGCGAAGAAGUCAACAAAACGAUUCGUUCUAAUAGCUGUUCAGAUAGAAUCUCGUUCUGUCCGUAUUGGUCUCAGAUUGGUCACUGCGAACGCUCCAGAAAAUUCUCAACUAUUUACUGUCAGAAAACCUGCAAAUUUUGUGUAA
Molecule: messenger RNA, 873 nt
Organism: Soboliphyme baturini
Lineage: Eukaryota; Metazoa; Nematoda; Enoplea; Dioctophymatida; Soboliphymatidae
Source: the annotation of a GenBank genome assembly